This is a messenger RNA of Racocetra persica, 289 nucleotides long. The record is from the annotation of a GenBank genome assembly. Lineage: Eukaryota; Fungi; Glomeromycota; Glomeromycetes; Diversisporales; Gigasporaceae.
AUGUCAUUCCCUCACCUUUGGACACCGUCUCUUGAACCUAGAACUGUAGUUCAUUCUUGGUACAGGCAUGCCAUGGUGAAUGAAGCAGUUGCCUUGGAUAAAGAAGAGGAGGAGUAUGAAGCUCAAGUAUUACUUCUACUGCAACUUUAUGCACUAAUACUGUUAACACAACCUCUUACUGAAGAACAGCCGUCUGACUUCUUGUCACCCGAAAGAGACCCUACUAGGGACAUAGAAUCAUCCGAACUUGCGGUCUUUCAAGCAAUGGGAGCUGAAGAUUAUAGCAGAG